This is a messenger RNA of Malus domestica (apple), 955 nucleotides long. RefSeq lists its product as uncharacterized. NCBI's taxonomy places the organism in Eukaryota, Viridiplantae, Streptophyta, Magnoliopsida, Rosales, Rosaceae. The record is from RefSeq and is a predicted model, not a curated record.
UACAUUUUCCCCGCAACUUUAUUUUGAGAAAAGCAGUGAAGUAGGUGAAGCCGUGAGUGAAUGAUGGAAGCCGAUAAGCCAACGACGAUGAUCUGCACAUUGCUAGCAAUAGACAACACCACCGGCUUCUCCUACAGAGUCUGCUCCGUCUGCGAGCGGACUCUCCCCGACAACCCUUCCUCCCUCUGCAAAUUCUGCAGCGUCAAUGCCUUCAACCCCCGCUUCCCACGCACCAAACGCCUCUUUCGCCUUCUCAUGUCAAUAGCUUCAGAUACAAAAGUGCUUAAUGUGAUAUGCUUUGAUAGGGCUGCCAAGGUUCUGUUUGGUUGCUCUGCUGAUGAGUUUUUUGACUUCGCCAAGUUUCACCCUUUUGCUGCUGUUAAUGCUAGUAGAAUUCUGGACGGAGAGAUGUUUAAAAUGACACUAUCCAAACCAAAGAACGGGAAUGCACAACAUCUGCGAGCGGUUCAAGUUGUUCCAUUGAGGUCUGGUUUUCGGCCAGCAAUUGUGAGCUUGAGGGAAUUGUAUGGAGUAUGUGAAGAACAGAAGAAAUGAAGAGGAAAUACCGCAAGCCUUCGCUGACUCUUCGCAGUCUGGAAUUAUCUGCGAUAUACUGUCGUAGUCAGGUUUUGUAAUCAACUUCAUUUCCAGUGCAUAAUCACUGUAUGCCUUGUACUGGAUUUCUGGAUUGGUCAACCCAUUACCUAUGGCAAAACCCUGUUCAACCGGAGGAGAUAAACCGAUCAGAUCAGAACUACCAUAGCAGAUAAAGCAAAUGCAGUCAGCCCGUUGUAACUAUUACAGAUACCUUGAGGUUUAUGUGAGUCCCUUCCUUUGCUUUGUUUCCUUUGUGAACCCGAGAAGCAAGCGCGGGAACGUAGUGCCCAGCAUAUGACUCUCCGGUAAUGUAGAAGUCAUUUUUAGCAAAUUGAGGAUGUUGAGUGAAAAAUUCCUG